Guillardia theta CCMP2712 is the source of this 765-nucleotide messenger RNA. RefSeq lists its product as hypothetical. Gene Ontology annotation, cellular component: cytoplasm. NCBI's taxonomy places the organism in Eukaryota, Cryptophyceae, Pyrenomonadales, Geminigeraceae. Gene Ontology annotation, molecular function: deoxynucleoside kinase activity; ATP binding. Gene Ontology annotation, biological process: nucleobase-containing compound metabolic process. The coding region runs from base 1 to 765 and encodes 254 amino acids. The transcript has 6 exons. The record is from RefSeq and is a predicted model, not a curated record.
AUGGCAGGAAAGAGCACGUUCCUCAGAGUUCUGCAGAGUCGUUUUCCAGUGUCCACUGUACAGGAACCAGUUGACAAGUGGCAGAAAAUAUCGAGGUUUGCCAUUGGGAUUUCAUUCUUGGAGCUGACCAUCAGCAGCAACGAGGGAGAAAAGUCAGACAACCUGCUGGAUAUGUUCUACAAAGAUCCGAAACGAUGGGCGUACACCUUUCAGACUUACGCCUUCUUGAGCCGACUGGAAACACAGCUUAGCAAAGAUUCGUCUCCGUCAAAGAUCGUCAUCCUCGAGCGAUCAGUGGCGUCAGACAAGGAGAUCUUCGGCCUGUUCAAUGGCGUCGAGGUAGAGUGGCGGACGUCCAGACUGUCUGACGGUCUGACGAGCGAGCAGUGGGCCCUUUACAGUGAGUGGCAUGAGUGGAUGAUGAAGAGAUUUCAUCCUGACAGCGAGGUCGACGCCUACGUCUACCUCCGCACAAGGCCAGAAACAUGCAUGAGAAGGCUGCACAAGAGGGGCAGGGGAGAGGAGAAGUCCAUCCCCCUAGACUAUCUGCAGCAAAUCCACGAGAGACACGAAGAGUGGCUAAUGCAGGGAGCAGCGGGCGGGAAGAUGGGAGACCGGCUACUGACGAGACGCUCCCGGGGGGAUGAGAAACCUGUUCUUGUGGUGGACUGCGAGCAAGAGGACGACGGGAGAUCAGCAAGAGAGGAGGAGCUUGUUGGGCAGGUUAGAGAGUUUCUAGACCGGUGCUUUCCCGGUCAUCUAUAG